AUGGCAGCCUCAACUACUACCGACGGCAUAACGAUGGCCGAGCGGUUUCGGCAGUUCAAUACUACAUCGACGACGGUUGCUGACUUUGGCCAACGCAGUUAUAUGGCUAGCUGUGCCUUUAACUAUGGAUACGAUGUUGGAAAUUUUGGAGCCGUGCAAGGAAUGCAAGCCUUUGGAAAGAGAUUUGGGCAAUGCGAUGCAGACACUGGAGUGUGCGCCUUGCCUGCCUGGCUCUCAUCACUGAUGACAUCUCUACCAUUCUUUGGAAAAGCCAUAGGCGCAAUCGCAUGCGGUUCCAUCGCUGAGCGAUGGGGUCGAAAGGCUGCUGUUAUGGUUCUAGCGAUUCUAUCUUUCAUUGGUGUUUUACUACAGACAAGUGCAACAACCGCAGCUCAGUUUACAAUUGGACGAUUCAUCAGUUUUGGCAUGACGGGAAUGACCCUCAUUGUCGUCCCUAUCUACCAGGGUGAAACAUCCCCAAGAGCAAUCCGCGGCACGGUGACAUCUACGCUGCAGCUGAUGAUAAUUGGAGGACAGGUGGUCGCGUCGUUGGUCACACUAGGAACAAAAGGUAUUUCUAGUAAUGCCAGCUGGCAGAUCCCAGUAGGAUUGCAAUUUGUGGCGCCCAGUGUGAUUGUGGCUUUUUGGCCAUUUGUUCCCGAGUCACCUAGAUGGCUACUCUCUCGGAAUCGUGUAGAAGAUGCUAAAAAGGAACUACAAAGGUUGCACAAGGGCGAAAGCGAAUCCCGGAUUGACUUUGAGAUUGAAGCCCUUCGACAUGCUCAGUCAAUUGAGCGUAAAGGCUCAUGGGGUGAACUCUUUAACAAGGCGAACCGAGUCCGAACAAUGGUUGCUGUGAUUGCCAUGUUUGGCCAGCAAAUAACUGGUCAGGCCUUUGCCAGUCAGUAUUCAGUUAUUUUUUUCCAAGGAGAAGGGUUCAAAAGCCAAUCUUUUCUUUUCAAUGUUCUGACCAAUGUGGCCGCUUUUGUUUGCCUCAUUGGUGAAUGGCUUAUUAUCGACAAGGUUGGUCGCCGGACCAUGUUGAUGGUGGGUGGUUCUGGAAUGGCCAUCUUUAUGUUCGUGAUAGGUGGCGUUGGGGUGGUGGCUGAUCCUACGCAGCCUCAAAAAAAGGCGUUGGUAUGUAUUUACAUAGUAUUCCCGAAUUCUUGUUGGAUAGCUAACAGGAAAUAUCAGGUUGCAUCUUUCAUUCUCUACACAUGUGCUUACAAUUUGUCAUGGGCAGCCUGUUCCUACGUUGUCGUCAGCGAAGCAGCAUCGACACACAUAAAGGAGAAAACAAACCUUUUUGCUGGAGUUAUUUCCAUUCUCACCACAUUUCUUACCAGCUUCACCGUUCCGUAUCUUCUCAAAGCGCCUUACGCCAAUCUUGGAGCAAAAGUCGGCUUUAUUUACGGUUCAUUGUGUACAGUGAUGGUCGUGGUAGCCUACCUGUUUAUUCCAGAGCUGAAAGGUCGUAGCUUGGAAGAGGUUGAUCAACUAUUUGCUUCUGGACGUCCGCUGAGAGAAUAUAAAAAUGUACAAACGAGGCCUAUCGACGAGCCAGAGCAUGUACUCGAGGACAGUGGAAAAAAUGGAGAUGUGAGUACGAGUGUGUAUAUAAAAUGA
This is a messenger RNA of Talaromyces rugulosus, 1626 nucleotides long. RefSeq lists its product as uncharacterized. Bases 1 to 1626 code for a protein of 541 amino acids. Gene Ontology annotation, biological process: transmembrane transport; carbohydrate transport. The transcript has 5 exons. Gene Ontology annotation, cellular component: membrane. Gene Ontology annotation, molecular function: carbohydrate:proton symporter activity. NCBI's taxonomy places the organism in Eukaryota, Fungi, Ascomycota, Eurotiomycetes, Eurotiales, Trichocomaceae. The record is from RefSeq and is a predicted model, not a curated record.